This is a messenger RNA of Clonostachys rhizophaga, 897 nucleotides long. Lineage: Eukaryota; Fungi; Ascomycota; Sordariomycetes; Hypocreales; Bionectriaceae. The record is from the annotation of a GenBank genome assembly.
AUGCUCGCACUCGCUUCCUCGAUGAUUUAUCUUUUGGCAGUGACACAGCUGACCAAUGCUGCUCCUAUCAACCCACUGGCUUAUACUGUGACCACCAGCGAUCUUGAGUGGCCCAGCCAGUGGGUGAAAACUGAGCAGUCAGCCCUACGAGUCAUGGUUCAAGGCAGCGGACCGUCCGUGGUCAUCAUCCCUUCCUAUGGCCGUGACGGCGGCGAGGAUUUCAAUGGUAUUAGCACUAUCCUCGUCAAGGCUGGUUACAAAGUUCUCCGACCCCAACCACGGGGAAUCAUGGGUUCCAUUGGGCCGAUGUCGAAUGUCACCCUCGACGACCUCGCUGCGGACGUCGCCCAAGUCAUCGAUACUCUUGCCGGUGGUCGAGCCAUCGUUUUUGGCCAUGCAUUUGGCACCUUUGUCACAAAGCGCACGGCCCUCAACUAUCCAGACAAGGUCCCCGCUAUCAUUACGGCAGCGCCGGGCGCUCCAGAUAUCCCCUCGGAUAUUGCCCCUCUGCCACUGGUGUGCGGGAAUUUGACUUUGCCGGUCAGUGUGCGCCUCGCCGCGCUCGAAAAGGGCUUCUUCAAACCCGGACACAACGCCCGAAUCUGGCUCGAUGGCUGGUACCCUCAGACUCUGGCCCUAGAGCACGCAGCGAUAGAAGCUGCUGGUGACAUGACUACGUUCUGGGCUGGGGCAAACACAACUCAGGUUUUGGAGAUAAUUCCUGCCGAAGAUCCCUUCCAGCCACAGGCGCAGUGGAAUUAUACCAUUGAUAGAUUUGCCGAUCGUGUCACCGUUGCGGUAGUGGAAAAUGCCUCGCAUGCUCUAUUUCCUGAAAAUCUUAGCGGUGUAGCCAAUGCUGUUCUGCCUUGGAUCGAAAUGCAGAGCACCAGGCUCUAG